Helianthus annuus (common sunflower) is the source of this 541-nucleotide messenger RNA. RefSeq lists its product as uncharacterized. The transcript has 2 exons. Bases 28 to 432 code for a protein of 134 amino acids. The record is from RefSeq and is a predicted model, not a curated record. NCBI's taxonomy places the organism in Eukaryota, Viridiplantae, Streptophyta, Magnoliopsida, Asterales, Asteraceae.
CCACUUCCGAAAGAGCUUCCAACGACAAUGGUCCACUUGAAAUACUUGCAUAUGGAAUGGGUGUGGUUUAGGCACAAAUAUGUGGUGCCUUUUCUUGUUCUUUUAAUUAGAAGCUCCCCAAACCUGGAGAAACUUAAGCUAGAGAUUUUCCCCGAUGAUGACUUGUUUGAGGAAUCUGAGACGGGCUCCUUUCCACGAAAAGAUUAUCCAGAUAUUACGUUGGAGCAUCUUACCGAAUUGGAGAUUCUACAGUUUGGCGACGCAGAUAAUGAGUUGGAUUUUGUAAAGUUUAUAUUGGCUAAGUCACCUAUACUAAAGAAGGUGAGAAUACUCCUAUGGGAUGAGAUUGAUGAGGAUGAAAAAUUGCAGAUUUCAAAAAUCGUUAGAAGCUCCCCACGCGCAUCGUUUGUGGUAAAACUCAAUGUUAGUUGAGACCGACUAAUUUGAGUUACUUGGUGGUUUUUUUACUGUUUAGUGAAAUGAAAAAUUUUGUUGCUACCUUAUAUGGGAUUUUGAGAAUUAUGAUCUUUUGCAACUUAAA